AUGUCGGACAAGAUGGCGGCGGCCGCGGCCUCCCCUCAGCCGCAGCCGGGCCCCGGCCCGCCGGCGGCGGAGGCGGAGGGCGGGGGCCCGCGCGGUGGCGGGGUGGAUGGGGAGGCUGAAGCGGAGGAGUUCGGGUGCCCGGCGCACUGCUCUGACCUGGCCUGGCGGCAGAACGAGCAGCGCCGCCACGGCCUGUACUGCGACAUCACUCUGGCCUUCGGCGGCGGGCGGCCCGGGGCGGCCCGCGAGUACCGGGCGCACCGCUCCGUCCUGGCCGCCGCUACCGAGUACUUCACUCCGCUGCUCGGGGGCUUCGCGGAGUCGCGGUCGGGCCGUGUGGAGCUGCAGAAGUGGAGCUCGGAGGGAGGCCCCGACCCCGACACGGUGGAGGCCGUCGUCGGCUUCAUGUACACCGGCACCAUCCGUGUCAGCCCCGGCAACGUCCACGAGGUGCUGGAGAUGGCCGACAGGUUUCUACUGACCCGGUUAAAAGAGUUCUGUGGAGAGUUUCUGAAGAAGAAACUCAACCUCUCCAACUGCGUUGCGGUUCACAGCUUAGCCCACAUGUAUUCCUUGAAUCAGCUGGCCCUCAAAGCUCAGGACAUGAUCAGGAGAAACUUCCACAAAGUUAUCCAAGAUGAGGAGUUCUACACCUUGCCCUUUCAUCUCAUCAGAGACUGGCUCUCAGACUCAGAGAUCACAGUGGACUCUGAAGAAAUCCUCUUUGAGACUGUUUUGAAGUGGGUUCAGAAAAAUCCUGAGGAAAGAGAGCGAUACUUUGAAGAUCUCUUUAAACUGCUUAGAUUGUCUCAGAUGAAACCCACUUACCUUACUCGCCACGUCAAGUCUGAAAGGCUGGUAUCGAGCAACGAAGCCUGUGUUAAAUUAGUGUCUGAAGCCGUGGAGAGUCAUGCCUUGCGGUCUGAGAACUUGCAGUCUGGUAAUCUACAACAUUCCACUUGUCCUGUAGCGCUGUUGCCGCGUUUUGGACAAAACAUGGACGUCAUUAUGGUGAUUGGUGGUGUGUCAGAGGGAGGAGAUUACUUGAGUGAGUGCGUAGGGUAUUUCAUCGAUGAAGAUAGGUGGGUAAACUUACCGCACAUACAUAAUCAUCUUGAUGGGCAUGCUGUUGCUGUGACAGAAUCUUACGUUUAUGUGGCUGGCUCCAUGGAACCAGGAUUUGCCAAGACUGUAGAAAGGUACAAUCCAAACAGAAAUAUUUGGGAGCAAGUCUCAAACCUCAUAACCAGAAAGCAUUCUUUUGGCCUUACUGAAGUUAAAGGAAACUUGUACAGUAUUGGUGGACAUGGCAAUUUCAGUCCUGGCUUUAAAGAUGUGGCCAUUUAUAAUCCCGAGCAAGACAAAUGGCUUAACCUGGAGUCAGCACCAAAGAUUCUUCGUGAUGUCAAAGCUGUUUCUGUAGAAGACCGGUUUGUUUAUGUUGCUGCUCGUACCCCAGUUGAUAGUGAUAGCGAAGAUGGAUUGAGGGCGGUUAUUAUCAGAUACGAUGCUGAAACAAGGCAGUGGCAGGAUGUGGAGUCUCUGCCACUCAUUGAUAAUUAUUGCUCUUUUCAGAUGUCUGUUGCUAACACAAACUUUUACCAUACAGCAUCGUGCUGCCCCAAGAGUUACCCUAUAGAUAAUGAGGAAGCCAAGAUAAAGAUCUCUGGCAGGGCCUCGGAUGAAAUACUUGAAAGCUUACCCCCAGAGGUUCUUAGCAUUGAAGGAGCAGCUAUUUGUUAUUAUAAAGAUGAUGUUUUUAUCAUUGGGGGGUGGAAAAACAGCGAUGAUAUUGACAAGCAAUACAGGAAAGAGGCCUAUCGUUACUGUGCUGAGAGAAAGCGCUGGAUGCUUUUGCCUCCUAUGCCUCAGCCUCGCUGCAGAGCAACAGCCUGCCAUGUGAGAAUUCCCUUCAGAUGCUUGCAGGGAACACAAAGAUACCCUAUGCCACAAAAUUUGAUGUGGCAAAAAGAUAGAAUAAGGCAAAUGCAGGAAAGGCAGAUGCAGGAAAUACACCGACACUCCCUAAGCUUACGGAGAAUGCCACGCUCACAGAUUGAGUGCUAGUUUCUGGAAUAUCACUCCUGAUGAAUCUAGGAAAUAACUGUGCUAAACCAUUUUGUUAGGCUUGAUACGUCUUUAUAAGACAUGAGGGUGUUGGUUGGAUUUGCUGCAUAAAACCAGCAUCUUUUCUGUAUUGAAAAUUAAGAAGCUCAGAAAUUGAGGAUGGAUGGGAGUUGAGAAACUAUGUGAAUCCAACAGUAUUACUUAAUGGUGCCCAGGGAAAAACUGCAGCCUGUAACGGGCUGUGAAAUAUCUCCGGGAACAUUAAGUCUGUUAUUUCUCUCUUCAGAUCUUUGUUUUCAAGGAUUUUUGUAGAGUUAAUCUCUAACAGUUCUAUUUUGAAAAUCAAAGAUCUCUGUCUUAAUAGUUCAGUGGUUACAUUUGUGUGUGCUUGAAGGCACCUGUUUUAUUUGCACUUACAUAUUGACAUUCCUUUGAUUCUCUCCUUCUCAGUGACUAAACUUCACAUAUAAUUGGUGUUAGUGUACUUAGCUUUCCCAAGUUGCAGGCAAGUGCAAUAGUUAUACCUAUAUAUGAAAACAAAAGCACAAUCUUUCUUUAUAAAAUUACUUCAGGAUGUUUCUAUGUGUAUUAAAUAUUUUGUAUCUGUAUGUUGUAGAGAGGCUGCAGAGUUUGUUUAUAAACGGAUGAUUGGUACAACACAAGACACUUGCUAAAACAGAGGACUUGAGGCAGUAGAUUUUUUUUCAGGUGUGUCUAAAGAUGCUUUGAGUUUGUCUUUGACAGCUUCAUUAGAAACUUGGGUCAACAAUCAGCCUGAUAAAAGGUGUGAAAACCAGCGAAGUAGCCACCCACCAACAUUAACUAUUCACUUCUAUCAGUGUGGAUUAGUAAGGAUGAGAUUAUUUCACAGUAAUAGAUUGAAACCUGAGCUAUUUGCAGAUCCUUUCACAAACGUUGCACGCGGUUUAAUUCUAGUGAAAAAGUGAUUAGAAGAACCCCCACAAGCCUGCUUCCAGCCUGUCUUUGACAAUCGGUACCCUUUGCCUUCGGUAUACUUUCCCGAGAAACUUAGUAGCACAGUAGCUGUGCUGCAGUGCUCCUUAACACAUCAGCACUUGGUGUUCCUCCUGAAGUGAGAUAGUUGAGUUUUCAUAGUCUCUAAAUAGUUGAAUUUCCCUACUUACUGUGGCGGUAAGAUUUAAGCUGAUUUAAAUACCUUUUGGCGUUUUGAGGUGGUUUUACAUAAACCAGUGCCCUCGUUGGCUCUGGUUUGCUUACUGCUAUACUCCCAAGGAACAGAAUGUGGAAUAUUUCCUUUAGAGUAUCACUGCCUCUCAGUUAACUGUCCUGCUGAACACUCCUUCUCCCUGAUCCCAAGAGCUCCAGGACGGUUUAGGUUACUAGCAGAUUCAGUGCAUCCUUCCUACCUCCUUUUCUUCCCCAUCCUUCCCUUCAUUUGAAUGUUCCAGGUUUUCACAUGCAACCUAACUCAGGAUCUUAGGGAAGGGAAAGGGAGGGGUAACCAGGGUGUUCCAAAAUUUGUGUAGACAAACAUUGUUGGAGAAUCUGUUUACUGUCUUUGGUUCAUAUGAUGAUUUGCUGGUGUUUUUGAUGUGGGCAACUUCUUUGCAAAAGAACUUCUAAACAGUUUGGUUUUUUGUUUUGUUUUGUUUUUUAAUUGUUUAGCUUUCUGAGCUGAUACUUCUCAUUUUCCAAUUCAGCAGGCAACCUAGAUCAUAUCUGAAACACUGGGUAAGUCUUUCAACCACAUAGUGUGUAAAGGUUUCUGUGAUGUGUACAUCCCUUAAUGCUCCACUUUGCAGUUCACUUGCCACUUUUGAUAUCGAUAACUUGUCUUUUUGUAAUAGAAUAAUCUAGCCUUGUUUAAAAAAAAAACCAAAUGUUGAAAAUCUUAACAGUUUAGUCUCAAUUUACUCAUCUGUGGUAACUGUGUUGUAUUUUAUUUGCCUGUUGGAUUGUUAUGCAAGGGCAGAUUAAAUUGUACAAUGCUGGCCUAAUGCAAGAGAGGAAAUAGGUGAGCUUGUACAGGUUUAAGGCUGAUGUUUAGAAGUGACUGUUACCAAAUCAGCUUAUGCAGGCCUGUAAGCAAGGGGUUAAUCAGUGGAGUUUGGCCCAUGAACUUUUGCAGAUUUCGCUGGAGUAGUUCAAGAAUUACUGCCCCUACAGCAGGGUUUGUGAAUAGAAGUGUGACAAUGCCUCACAGCUUUAGUACUAAAUCCAUUGAUUUAACUUAAAUUUGUGGGAGCUGAUUUUAAGAUACUUCACCGGACUUUGCAUAGAAGCAACUGAGAAGAUUUUACGUACUCCAUCCCACUGACUUUGCUGUAGGGAUUUAACAAGCAGCUGAAGGAUGGUAGCAUGUCAGACCAUCACAGCUCUGUCAAAACCCUCUUGUUGUCUGUCAACAAAUACGGACAAUUUGUAGGGAGAAAUACCAGGAUUGUUAUUUCUGUUGGAAUAUGAACUAAAUAGUUUAAUGUGUGGCAGCAUGCAACAAAGUUAGAUGCAAGAACAAACUUCUUGCAGUCUUUCUUUUUCUAAGCAAAAUUGAUAUUGCACUUAGAACUUUUGGCUGACGUACAAGCUGUAUAGUUUACUAAAAACAUUCCACUCAAAGACAAUGUCAAAACAGCUUAGUGUCUGGACAGCUUAACUUGUGAAUGCCAGCCGUGAUUCUGUAUGUGAUGCACUAUAUCUCCAUAUGCUCUGUUUGCAUGGUGAGUGACGGGCACUGUGAACAGCACCAGUUUGCUCUAACUUUUGCUAUGCCAAUUCUAUGGAAUUUUUAAGUAGUUGGGGUUUUUUUUUAGCCUUGACUUUAAGUGGACCAAUUGCAUUGCACAUGGUUUUUAACUGACAAGUCUAACUCUCCAUUGUAUCACAUGUAGGUGUGCGGAAGAAUUGCAUUAUUGACUCUGGCUGUAAUUUAGCCCACUAACCUGUGGAUCGCUUAACAAAUUCCUUGUGGCCCUUGACUGCCGUAGCUUGCUGGGUGUUCAUAAAAUGAUCCUAUAAACAAAAGCCUGGGAAUUCUUUCAGUGUGUUUAUAGUGGCUAGUUAAAUGUCAGUAAGAUCCUAGUGUGUAUUCAGUAAGUAUUAGAAGGCUGACUUCUGGCCUUCCUAAUGUAAAAGAACAUCAGGUGGAGUUUUUCCUCCUCCUUAUGACAAUCAUACCUCUAUACCUGUACUGAAUACAUGCCACAAAAUGCAUGUUUCAUGUCCUGUCUUUUUGCUCAAAGUAUUAGUGGAGUAGGACACAUCCUGCCUAGCACUCGGCGGUCAUUGUAGUGAUUUCUAGGUGCCAUAUGUGUACAUAAUAUUUUACAACUACCUGAAUAUUCUGUUAGUAUGCUGGGUUUGUACGUAUUUUUAAUAAGACUCUCUUGCACAUAGUAGGAUACCACUCCAGAAAUGAAGAAAACAUGCCAACUUUUUAGCAUGCAUUAUGAAUAACUAUGCCAAGCAUUCUGCUAUACUAUUUCAAUAUAAUUUUUCUCCAUUACACUAAAUGUUAAAAUCAGAACUAUUGGCUCAACUUGUGUGUCACGGAAUAGACUGAUAGCUACUGACAAACUGAGUCACAAAAAAUUGCAACUUUUUAGGUUAUUUUUAACACAACCUUGUAAUAGUCCGUUGUAACAUUCAACGGGCUUAAAAAAGCAAGCUUAAAAUAAGUGGUUUAUGGCUUAGAUUUAUUUUCAGCCAUGUCCACAUUAUGUUAGGCUAUAAAUCAUCUCUCUAAUCUGACAGUCCUGAGUGGAAGUCUGAUAAAACAGGUGCUCCUGAGGAUCUAAUCCUAUUACUAAUAUGAAUGUAAAGUGUGGAACUAACGAGAUGUUUGAAGACCAUUAAUAGUCAGAUACUCCUCAUAGGUCCAUGUCUCUGUGGAUCACGGCAGCUGUACUCUCCUGUUGAUAUUAAUGUAGACUUCAACAGAUUGCUUGGGGAAGCAGCACUCCUGUACUUACUUCCAGUAAGGUAAAGUAGUAUGUGUGUAUAGGCCGUUUGAAACAAAUCCUACUGUAAUGUUCUUUACCUUAAAUACACUGUACUAAAGUUUAUUGUAAUAAGUGAAUUAAUGAAAAUAAACCUUUUAUUUCUCUA
Molecule: messenger RNA, 6153 nt
Organism: Gymnogyps californianus (California condor)
Lineage: Eukaryota; Metazoa; Chordata; Aves; Accipitriformes; Cathartidae
Gene: KLHL11
Product: kelch like family member 11
Molecular function (GO): protein binding
Source: RefSeq, a predicted model, not a curated record